UUCUUCCACAGUUAUUUCCCUUGCGAUCCCCCUUACGUGACAGAAGAAGUGAAAGAAGCACUGUCUUUCAAACAAGCCAGGCUUAAAAUGGAAGAGGAAUUGGAUAAGAUACAACAGGAUAUGUACAAGUCAGUGCCUUUCUUCAGCACAAGAUACAAGGUUGGUUGAGUUGUGGAUUGUGUAUAGUUUGUUGUUUGAAGUCCUUUAAGUAAGCGUUUUAUAACGUACGUAGCGGCAGGGUCUGGGGGGUGAAUCCAGUUUGAAACUGCGGUUUAUUCUGGCCAAGUCUUAUUAAGCAAGGGUUAAUCUCUAUAAUUAACAAUUUUUCAUUCAGUACCCUUAAUUCACAUUGUGUACCUACAUUCUCAGGAAGCCUAUUUCUCCGUAAGUCCUCAGCUUCUAUGCAGGCUUAAUCCUUGCCAUUAUCUCUGUAUUAUAUAUAUUUUAAAUUUAUUGUGUUUUGCCAAUUAUAAACGUUCAGCUAAUGGCUAAUGGCAAAAUGAAUCAAUGAAGGAAUAAAUGAAUGAAAGAAUGAAUGAAUGAAUAAAUUCUAAUUCAAAAAGUCAUUAAUAAUUCAUAAAGAAAACUUUAGACUUUACGUCCAACUUUUUAGACCAAAGUAACCCCAAAUCUAAAUGUUAGUGCAAGAAUGAGUUGAUCUAUAUCAGAGAUUUUGAAGCCCUUCAAAACCUCGCAGUCGUGUAUUAUCAGGUUUAAAAACUCGAGGCGAAAAACACUCCUGCUCGUUUUUAAAACAGUACCUAAAGCGUAUUUGACCACGAUUAAAUCUCAUCUGUUAAUUCUUGUAAGUGCAAGGGUAAAUUAACUUGCAGGGACACGUGAUCUGGGACACCAAUGUACCAGCUAAUCUUGGAUACAUAGCUUCAAUACUGUGGCAUCAGAACAAUUGUAUUCAAGAGGCAAGCCCUGUAACAACGAUGUACGAAUUAGAGGCCGGUAGUGACUUGUGUGAGAUGCUGGGGCUGGAUCGAAAUGAAAGUAUGGGACAUUUGGUAACUGGAGGAUCAGUUGCAAACAUUGAAGCCAUGUGGGUAGCUAGGAAUCUGAAAUUCUACCCACUGGGGCUUCAAGAGGCUUUGAAAAAAGAGAAGUUAGCAGGAGCGCGUGAAUACGAGGUAAUGUUAGAGAACAAGAAACCCAUUGUUUGUCAUUUCUUAAGAAAACUGCCACCAAGAUUAUCAAACAGUGGGACCAAAAACCUUUAACCCCUCCACUGCCAAAUUCUGAGCUAAAAGCAAAUUUCGACCAAAUUUCAUUUUGUGAAAUUUUGAAAAAUAAAUAGCACCUUGUGCAAAUACAGGCAGAGAGCGUUCAUUUGAAUGGUCAGAUCAUAGGAUUUCGUCCACAGACUCAAAAGUUAGAGUCACCUUACAAAACUCUAUCAAGUACUCGGGCAGUGAAAGGGUUAAAUUACAUCAUUUGCUUUUUUUUGAUUUCCUCUAUGUAAAACAUUUUUAAAUCCUUAACAGGCUUUUUAACGGACGUUUACUUUUUUUCUGUUGGUAUAAUUUAGUUAACGUAGCUUUAACGCUAAUCCAAACUGUUUGGUGGAUGAUUUCGUCACAUUUUUAAAACUGAACGUGAAAACAAGUUUCGCUGGAAAUGGUUGAAGCGAGAGCUAAAAAAUAUGAACUGUUGAAGCUUGACUGCCACUAAAUAAAAAUUUCUAAUCUGUGUCAAUUUUGUUAUGAAGACGUACGAGAAUAGUUCUACAGUUUUGGCUCCGUGUGAAGGAAAUUCCAUAGUAAAACCAGUCAGAUGUAGUUUCUUGGUAGGAAAGUCAUGUUAACAUUUGUCGUUCAAAAAGCCAUGCCCCAAAAAAGAAAAUAACUUUAUAUUUUGAGUUAAUAGGUUUAUUAAGUCUCAACUGAAUUUUAGAUAUACCUGCCUCAAAAAGGAAAAGACGUUCGUCUUGUGAAAGCCACGAAAUGGGAGCUACUUAAUCUGGAUACUGAUACAAUUCUGAAGAUGCCAUCCGAUGUGAGCAAAAAAGCCGGUAUUAGCGAAGACGAGCUUAGCAAUCUUUUGACAAAUCACCUCUACGAGUGUAUUGGUAUCACUGAAUUUAACAAGCGUCACGGGCUGACCCAGAAUCCUUGUGUUGUGGCAGCAAGUACCUAUCACGUGUCUUUCGACAAAGCCAUGACCAUUCUGGGGAUCGGAAGGGAAAACCUUGUGCAUGUGCCAGUGGACGAGGAUGCUCGAAUAAAAACAGACCGUAAGUAUUUAGUAUGAGAAGAAGUUUGAUUACAAGUAAGAAACGCAAACGCCCUAUAUAUCAGGCACGCUUACAUUUUUUCACAUUAGUUGCGAUCGAACGCUCCUGUCAGCACUCCGCGUUCCCACAUGCGCGAGGUCUCUACUUUUUCGUUUCCUGACAAAUGGGAAAAAUGCAGUCUCUCGUCAUUAUGUCAGUUUUAGUUUAUUAGGUCUCUAGUCACUAUAAGUUGGAUUGCUUUCCUGAAAACAUGACCGCCUAGAUUAGCGUAGCUAUCUGCAGGCAUGUUAUAAUUGUAUUUAAAACUUUGAAGACAAAUAAGAAAAUGUAUGUAGGGGGUGUUGUUAGUCAGGGGGCUUAAUGGGGCAGUGUUUGUGUAAACGUCAGUAGAAUAAUUAUAGUAAUCGACUCAUUACAACUACCCUGGUUAUUCUUCAUUACCAGUAUUGCUUGAUGUUCUGAAUGAGAAGUUGAAGAAUCACAUUCCUGUAAUUAGCGUGAUAAGCAUCAUGGGAACAACGGAAGAGAGUGCUGUUGAUCCAUUGGACAAGAUCUUGGAAAUACGCGAUCAAUUGAAAAAGCAGGUACGACAGUCUUUUUUCCAACAUAUGCUCUAAAAACGUCAUCAACUUCUCUGUUUCUUUUAUUUGGAAUAAAUGAGCUUUUACAGAUGUAAUUACCAGACAUGUAGACAGUACUACUAAAGUUCACACCCUGUUCAAGGCAUCUGGACCAGAUAGACACCCUGUUCAAGACACUGAAUAGUGAAAUUGUGUACCCUGUUCUAGACUUCGCCUAGUCCUUGUACGGCGUUUCCCAGGCCUCCUCCGUCAAUUCACUUCGGUGACGUAUAUGAGGCUCGGACCACGUGACCCAAAAUGCAUUGGCCGCACGGAAUAAUAACGCCUAAGGACUAGGCAAUUAUAGACUCAAGUCCUUGAAAACCAUACUCCAGUCGGCGGCGCAUACCCGAUUAGGCCAAGUAAGGGAGUGCUCUCCCCAAGGGGGGUAUACACAACCCAUGAAUAGCAAUCAUGUCUUUUCUUGAUCAGGGGCUCAAUUUUAGCAUCCACGCAGACGCCGCCUGGGGAGCUUACUUUGCGAGCAUGCUACGGGACCCACCAGCAGGCCUAUCCAAGCAGAACGUUGAAGACGAAGGGUUUGUUCCUGAACUUUCCCUCAAUGAAUUUGUCAUCAAGCAGAUGGAGGUAUUUCUAGCCCUUAACCCUUUAAACCCUAACAUCAAAAUUAAAGUUCUUAUUUGAUUCAAGUGCACUUGGAAAUCUUAAGUCGCUCUAUAGAACACAUGGCUUCACACUUGUUGACAAAGUAUAUUACUUGAAGUAAAAGCUGUCAAUCUCUCCCUUCAUUCAGGGAGAAUCUUGGAACCGCUGAACGUACUCAUAGUGCAAUUGGCUUCCAUUUCUUAAUGGUCAAGUGUGUUCUCAAGUGUGGUGUAGACCAUACUUGGCCGCGAACUUCGGCUUCUUUGAACUACGAACGUUUCCAUGGUCACCAAUUAACGUUGAAGUAGGUACAUUUUACCCUUUCACACUCAAAAUAGGUUCCAAGUACACUUACAUUAUACUUGAAGCUCUAGUGAGAAACCCACAAAUUUGCAUACCUCUACAGUACAGAAUGCGAUUUCCAAUUCAUAGUUAUUACAAUUACAUGUACAAAUAAUUUGUCUAUGUGUUUCUUGAAGAAAAUUAAAGAAUGUGACACUAUCACUGGCGACCCACACAAAUCGGGAUUCUGCCCGUAUCCGGCCGGGGCAAUAUGCUAUCGCAAAAAGGAGCUGAACAACUUUGUCAACUUCACGAGCGAAACAGUUUAUUAUCAUGGGAAAAAUAACCUUGGGGAUCUGGGCAUUGAAGGUUCAAAGCCCGGUUCGGCUGCCUCGGCCGUGCAUAUGGCCAACAAGGUAAUCGUUUCCUUGUUAAUCUUGUUAUGUUUUGAGAGAAAGGGGGAAGAAACGUCAGUUCUUUGAGAAGAUACUGAUAAAGACAAAAAAUUGGAGAUAUCAUAUUCGGAUGCAGUUGUUCAACACAGUAUUAUAUCACGGCAAUCGGUUUCCUGGGAGCACUACUCUCUUCUUUAAAGUUUCAUUUCGCUACAAACGGUUUCUCCUGACCGAUUAACCCACGACUGCUUCCCUGGUGGACAUCUUAUUAAUUUUGAACCCGGCGCAUGAGCUUUAUAAGCUUAAAUUUAAAACGAAGACAAACAUGCCUCUUAAAUACAGGUUGUAGUUAAAACCAGGAGAAGCAUCAGGUGGAGAUGUGCUUCGGAAAUGUGGUUUUCAGGAUGUUUUAAAAUAACUUUUAAAUUCCGAUUUCUCUUCAGUAGAUUAGGAUUUAUGUCAGCCAUUUGCUGAUUAAAUUUGCCCGCUGAUUAAGAUAUAACAAGCAAAUGUCGGUAUUCAUUCUCCUCUUAGGUUAUUGGUCUUCACAAGGAUGGUUAUGGCCGACUUUUAGCUGAAUGUAUGUUUACUGCAAAGGUCCUUUACUGCUACUUGGUUUGCAUGGCAGAAGAUGAUGACGAUUUCGUUGUUGAGAUGACAAAGCCCCUACCUGCUGGUGUCACGAAAGACUACAUAAGGAACAACAUCAUCGGAAAAACCAACGAGGAACUGGCGAAUGUAAAGUGUUAUAGUCAUUUUCACCGUUACGCGGUCUUUGUAAUCACAAUUACUUGGAAAUAGACAGGGUACCUUACAAUGAAAUUAGAUGAUGACUCGUAGAAGCAAAACAAUUCCUAGUAACUCCCAGUUUGAUUAAAGUUGAUACCUCAGUUGUCUACAAUUCAUACUGCUCUUUAUACUGCAGUUCAUACUAGUUAGCGUUAAGUCUCCGGGCGUUGGAUACAGCUUGGUUUAAUUUGUACUUGAUGGCAGUUACCAAAUUGUCAAGUCGAAGGGGCAUAUUAUGAAAAGGAUUUUUUCGUUUAGAAUUUGGAGGGGUUGUAUUCAGUGUGUUACAAGGUGCCCUGCUAUUUGAGGCCGGGUUACUUUCCUGAAUUCUACCGACCUCAUUUUACCGACCUCAUACCUGUAGAACAAAUAUUAAAAAAUUUUCGAUCCUGUUUCAAGGUCCUAGAAUAUGGAAUUCAUUACCAAACGACAUCAAAAAUGCCCCGUCUUUUAGUAUAUUCAACUGUGUGAUCAAACCAUUUUUAAGGGUCAGACAGAAUGCAACCUAAAUACCUUAACACCUCAUAUCUAUAUUUUCCUCUAAACACACUUAUAUACUUGAAUAAACGACUUUUUUCUUUAUUUCUUAAAAUGCCGCCUAGUAUUUAAAUUGCCCGUGGGGGGAAAUCUCUAUUCCUCAUACGCUCGGCUUCUCGGAGAUUUCCCCGCCACAGUCACUCCUCCCAAGUAAUGCACAAAUUUUAAAUUUAAUGUUAAUUAACCUAUUUAUUAUCGUUUUUAUUCUGCUUGUAAUUCAUUGUGUGUGGCAAAAUAAUAAAAUAAAUAAAAAUAAAUAAUUCUACGUUACGCACCGUUUUUCCUUCUCAACAGGACGAUGAGCUGAUGAAAACACUUCGAAGAGUUGGCCCUGACACUUUGAUUCCCUGUUUCGCGGUUAAUAUCCGUGAUAAUAAGGAUGUUCAAAUAGCCAACGAAGUCAACCAAGCAGUUUUUAACGACCUGUCUCACAUAUCAGCUGAAGAAACAAGCCAGCGGAUUCCUUUGAUUGUGACUCUAUCCACCAUGGAAGCUCUCAAGCACCCUUUAAAAGCAUUCAAGAAAAGGCUUGGGGUACGCAUGCCAAUUACGGCUUUAAGAUUCUAACAGUUCUUACUAACGUAAGCAUGAAAAUCUCCAUCGAGCGCAGCGGAAAGGCCACUGUAGCUAAUUUAAACUUGGGUUACACCUUGUUUACUUUGAAACCCCAUCAUAUGCAACAACGUCCUAGAUCGAGCGAGAAAGGCUUGUUACUAUUCCAUAGCAAUAACUCGAGACCCCCUGAGGGGAAUAAAGAUGGGGAAAGUACGAUUAACUAGCUUAAAAGCAGAAAAGUAAAACAAAGUUUUGUGUCAGUUCUUUUCAACUUAUUAUGACUAUAAUAAUAAUAAUUAUUAUUAUUAAUUAUUAUCAUCAACUCUCUUAUUUUUGAUGAUCAAAUAAAGCUUGACCCCGACCACAAAGAUGGAGUGAAAUACAUUAUAACAACCUGUUUGGAUCCGUGGUCAACCUCACUGGAUUUUGUGGAUGACAUGGCUGCCAUACUAAGAAAUGCCACCCUUAACGCCAUUGGAACAGUAAGUGCAUAGGGUGGGAUUCCUGUGUUUGCUUUCACACUACAGGGCCCAGCUGUCCGAAGGCCGAUUAGCGCUUAACCCGGGGUUAAAUUUAACAUGGGUUUCCUUUUUUUUGUUCUAAAGCAUUUUCUCGGAUUAUUUUCUCUGUUAUUCUUACGAGUAUCCAAUCAUUAACCUGUUGACAGAAAGAAUUAAACCGAAUUUACUUUUUGAACUUUUAAAUCUGAAUUCAAAUUUCGCACUAACCCUGGGUUAUCUUAACCCAGCUUUGAACAACCCGGCCCAGGACAAACUCCUUUGGCUGGGUGUUUUCUAACAACAUGCGCAAAAUCAAAAGAGUUUUGAACGGAAAAAAGCACCUAUUGCUAUCAACAGCUUUUCAUAGCAAAAUGACAGGUAAACGAGAAAAUUAAAGCAGCCAAAUCAUAGGCAGAAAUAAGCAUUAGAAGAUUAGUAAAAAUAUUCCAAAGAUGGAUGAAAUAUCAUGACAAAAAUGAUUGCUCUUUCUGGGUGAGCCUGUAGCGGUGUAUAACUUCUAAAGCAAGAGCCGACUAGAGAGGGUAUUUGUCGUUUCAAAUUAUCUAGCACAUACUCAUUCUCACUGGCACCUGAAUACUAGUUUUUCACCUUGGAAAAAAAGCAAUGACAUCCACUCUGGAUUAAUUAAACGUUCCUGAGAGUUGUCAGUUCUACGCCUUAAAUAGUCUUGGGGCUAAUAUUGAUUUAACCAAGUCUAAAAGCGGAGCUCGUGCUCAUGGAUAGAUAAAUACAUUUCCUUACCCAUGGUGUCUAGUUAUAAGUCUUAUUACUUUCUUCGUGAAUUUUUUUUCCAAAUUAGGUUCAGGACCAAGAGGACAAUCACUCCUUUGUCAGCGGUGACAGGGUGAAUGGAAACAAAGAAAUCUUUGUCUGCUAUGUAGGUAACUUCAACCAGCCUCAGCGUCAGUACUUCGCGGUUGCUAGGUUCCGUUUUACUUCUGAUGAAGACGUGCGCACAUUUGAGGAUAAGUCAAGUACCACCUCCAAACCGAUCGUUCUGCGAAGUUCCCAGAAGAAAAUUCUCCAUAAUGUCUUGUAUAACGACACCGGAUCGCUGGAAGAGGAGUUUGACUUUUACGAAGGUCUUCCAACUGAGAGCAGUAAGCCCUUCAUGCGUAACAGAAUGAUGAAAGUCGUUGAUGUCCCUCGCUAUGACCAUUUUGACAAAGCUGAUGACCAGUACCCUGAGUCUGCAACCUACAUCUUGUACGGCGACGUAGGACAUGCCUACCUGUUCCAUUCACCGACUAAAGACCCAGAUUACCUACAGGUAAAGUUACUCGGGACUAAAUUAAAAUCUUUUUUUUAUGUUACGAGCAGUUGGCGAUCGUGGAUAAUUGUCCAGACUUGACAUACCAACCGGACUCUCAGUUGUCAUGAAGGAAAUCAUAGGUUUGUAACUUUUCAAUUCGUGUUGAGGCCCAAAACUUUACCCGCCCUACAUACAGUGUUUGACUACUGUAAGGUCAAAGGCUUUUAAAUGGACGUAAUUAUACAUUAUUAUAUACAUGUUUUUUUCUCUAAGGGCUGCAAGAAUUUAAGUACCAAGAAAGAGUCUCAUCUAUAUGGACACCUAGACAUAAUUUUUUACCUAAAGAAAACGCUUUAUUAAGAAUCCCCCUCAAGUUAACCACGUCUUGAGCUUUAAGUUUAUAGCAAGUCCCUCACCACCUCAGCCCUCCUCUCACGAAACCACAGAAGGCACAAUGUCUUAGGUCACUGCUUGUUUUUUUCUCAACAUUUCAAAUUCCAAUUUCAAUCGUUGCGUAAAGUUGCAUACGGCUAAGGAAGCUAAAUGUGCUUAAGUACCACGUUUGUCUGAUUGUACGUGGCAAGUGCAAGCAGACAGUAUAGUGUAUCGCUACAUUCAAACAAAGAAAUUCAUGCAUGUAUCAUGUCGUCUUUGAUUGCUUGAAAGUUUAGGACUACGCCCCCUUGUAUAGCAAGCCCAAAAAGUCCCACCCCCCGUCAUUGCAACUCCGGUGAGGGACUUUUGAAUAGGUUAUACUACUUCUUCUAUCGGGGCCACCUUUCCCAAAGUGAAAUUCAAGUGACUCACUGAGCCCUUUCUACGCAGCGGUUAUUUGUCUCUCCACGCGCAAGUACUACAUGCUAGCGCUACAUAAAAUAAUUGAGACAGAAAAAGGACUACUUUAGACAUUUAACGACUGGUAAGGGCAUGAAAGGACGAAUAGGUACAGAAAAGUGCAUAUGAGGACAGAAAAGAACAAGCGAGGAGUAAAAAGUACAGAAAAGAAAGAGCAUGAGGAAAGUAUUUCAGUGUGCACACGCACAGUUCUCAAUUAAUUUAUGUUGCACGGCUAUAUGGUUUGCUAACAUGUGUUUUAUGCCCGUCACUCAACGUCAAGCUCCUCUCCUCCUUAUUUGGGGAGGAGCGUUGCGUGACGUGACAAAUAACAGCUGUGUGAGAGACUAUUUCUGUACUCUCUUUUGCUCACGAUGUCGUCUUUUUUCUUUUUCAUCGCCUAGAUUGUACGUCUUGCAGAAGCCCCUUCUGGUCUCGGUGAAUCUCAAGAAAAAGAUAUGAUCCUCAAACAAGGCGUAAAUGCUGAACUCUUGGAUGUCCCUGGAUCACCUCAGUUUGACCCGGAAGGAAAGAUUGUUGACCCUCUGCAAAACCCAACGAACCAGUACGAGAUAAAUUUCAUCGGAAUUGAUGGGAAGGAAGUGAAAACGCCUGUUGUGAUAGAACAGAAGAUUUGGUUUGAUGGCGAAAUUUUGAACAAGUCCGUGGUAUCUUAA
This is a messenger RNA of Porites evermanni, 9307 nucleotides long. NCBI's taxonomy places the organism in Eukaryota, Metazoa, Cnidaria, Anthozoa, Scleractinia, Poritidae. The record is from the annotation of a GenBank genome assembly.